This is a messenger RNA of Giardia duodenalis, 1890 nucleotides long. RefSeq names its product Kinase, CAMK CAMKL. The coding region runs from base 1 to 1890 and encodes 629 amino acids. Gene Ontology annotation, biological process: intracellular signal transduction; protein phosphorylation. Gene Ontology annotation, molecular function: ATP binding; protein serine/threonine kinase activity. The transcript has a single exon. Lineage: Eukaryota; Fornicata; Diplomonadida; Hexamitidae. The record is from RefSeq and is a predicted model, not a curated record. Gene Ontology annotation, cellular component: cytoplasm.
AUGUCUGAUCAGGAGAUAAUAGGUGAUUAUCUGCUUGGAAGACAGCUUGGAACGGGUACCUUUGGAAAGGUGAGGGUUGCAACACAUAUCCCAACAAACUGCACUGUUGCAAUCAAGAUCCUUUCCAAGUCCAAGAUCACUCAAAUGAACAUGUGGAGCAAGGUCGAGCGGGAGAUCAUGAUCAUGAAGAUGGCUCGGCACCCGCACAUCAUCAAUCUCUACGAGGUUAUUUACCGCGAGGACGACAUCUACUUGGUUAUGGAGUACGCAGAAGGAGGCGAGCUUUUUUCUUAUAUUGUGAAGCACAAGCGACUAGACUCUACUACGGCACGCAAGUUUUUCCAGCAGAUCAUCUCUGCCCUUAGCUAUCUUCACAUUAAGGUCUCAGUGACUCACCGGGACUUAAAGCCCGAAAACAUUUUACUGACUAAGAACAAGCUUAUCAAACUCUCUGACUUCGGCCUCUCCAAUGUCAUGAGCGAGGGGGAGUUUCUCAAGACCUCGUGUGGCAGUCCUAACUAUGCGUCUCCUGAAGUGGUCGCUGGGACCCUAUACAUUGGCCCUGCAACGGAUAUUUGGAGUGCUGGGUGUGUGCUCUACACGCUUUUGGUCGGCAGACUCCCGUUCGACGACCACUAUAUGCCUGCGCUAUUCCGAAAGAUUAAAACAGGAGAAUAUGUUAUACCAGAUUAUGUGGACUCGGGCGCAGCAGAUAUGCUUCGAGGGAUGAUGACUGUGGAUGUCGAUAAGCGCUUUACGAUAGACAUUAUCCGCGCACACCCGUGGUUUACCGUUAACCUCCCAAAGCACUUGCUGAUCAGCUUCGAUAGCGAUCCCAGCGACCGAGAGGAGGAGCUCCGGACCACAGAUCAGGGGCAGCGCAUAGUAGACAUGUACAACGCCCUAAAUCGGCAGUCCACCAUUGACGAUAUAAAGCGCAAAUUCAAAGCGGGCCAAACAGACAGUGACACCGUUUGUUAUCAGCUCAUUCACGACCACAUUUUCGAUGAGAUUAUUGCGAGAAGCUUUGGCAUUAUCGGCGAACCCGAGAGCAACCCAGCAGGCGCAAACAGAUCCAUCUUCGACUCAUCGUCCCUCUCUGCCCUCGGUAACGUGGCGUCUGGGGGCUCCGGAGAUCACGAGGAGGACGCUAUGGAUCCUUCUGGUCCAGUGAUAUCCCAAAAUCCGUUUGCUCCUCCUGAGGCAGUUGCACCUGCCAAGGGGCCUCUUCUACCCUCCCAGGAGCAUGAGUUUUCCGGCCUGGUCUUUAACACAUACGUUAGAACCCUGCCACCGACGCUUAAUCCCGAGGCAUCUCUGAGCCCAAACGCCCGCAAAGUUGACGGCGCUGAAGCCGUUUCUUCUAAUACCGAUGAUGGGUGCUAUAACGAUCAAACAAAGGUCGCCAGUGGUGGUUUGACCCUCGCCCAAUUUCGCGACGGUCUCAACGGUUCACUAAGAUCUGAAAAGGUUGACAAGAAGAGCAUGUUUUAUUUUGGCGUCACUGGGUGCAAUAUAGCAGUCAUGCCUCCGCCGGAUAUGAUGUGUCUCAUACUGGAGACGAUGCGUGAACUGGGAUUCAAGUGGCGCAUAGGGGGCUUGAAUGCCUCCAAGUACUACGACUCAAAUAUCGGACGUGACACAGUAGUGCUGAAAACAGAUACGUCAAAAAAAAGGAACAACUUCUGUGUAGCAUUUAAGCUUGUGAACCCUGCGUCUGCCAUACAAAACGACCUGAUAAUAGGGCUGACACUUUAUAUUGCAAUAGAUCAGAGUAAUCAUGCCAAUUAUGUCGUUGAUCUGCGAAUGAUAACCGGAGAGCUGAAUCUAUUCCUCCACUAUGCACAAAGGAUCGGGCAGGCCAUCACAGAGCACUUUCGGGCGGGGUAG